Molecule: messenger RNA, 2216 nt
Organism: Oxyura jamaicensis (ruddy duck)
Lineage: Eukaryota; Metazoa; Chordata; Aves; Anseriformes; Anatidae
Gene: HPS1
Product: HPS1 biogenesis of lysosomal organelles complex 3 subunit 1
Exons: 18
Coding region: 65-2176 (703 amino acids)
Biological process (GO): melanosome assembly; vesicle-mediated transport
Cellular component (GO): BLOC-3 complex
Molecular function (GO): guanyl-nucleotide exchange factor activity
Source: RefSeq, a predicted model, not a curated record
GGCGCGGGGCGGGCGGAGCCGCGGGGUCCCGGUGCUCCGGGGUCCCGGUGGCACGGGAGGGGCCAUGCGGUGCGUCCUGAUCGCCAGCAGCGCCGCCGAGCUGCUCUUCUACUGGGCUGAUGCCGCCUUCCUCCGCCGGCUCCGGCCGCCCGCCGCUGCCGCCGUGCAGGGCCCGGCGGUGGAGGAUAGCCUGAACACGCUGUUCGCGCCCCUCAUCAUCUCCUGCACGGCGCUGCUGGAGAAGCUGUCGGACACCUACACCUGCUUCAGGGCCGAGCACGGGAGGCACCUCCACGUCCUGCACAUGUUUGGGGACUGCUUGUACAUCGCAGUCAACGGCGACGGGACGGAGAGCGAGGACGACCUGCGCAGGACGCUCUUCGUGCUGCGGCGCCUGGUGGAGGCUCACUGCGGCCUCGUCACGCUUGACUCCCACCUCAUCCGCAAGGAGUUGCGGCCGGCCGAUUCGGAGCAGCGGGAGCGCGUCUGGAGCCUGCUGCGGGGCCUGCUGGAGACCUACCUCCGCCUGCGAGAGGAGGACCAGAGCUUUGCCGUGGAGGCCGUGGAGCGGCUGAUCCACCCCCAGCUCUGUGAGCAGUGCAUCGAGUUCCUGGAGAGGCAGGUGGUGCAGUACAUCAACGCCAGCCCUGAGCGUGGCGGGGACGAGGUGGGACAUGCCUUCCUCCUGGUGCACACCAAGCUGCUGGCCUUCUACUCCAGCCGCAACGCCAGCUCCAUCCGCCCCGCCGACCUGCUCAUCCUCAUCCUCCUGGUGCAGGACCUGUACCCCAGCCAGAGCGCCGAGGAGGAGCUCAGCCCCCAGAAGUCUGAAGCAGGGAAGGUGUUGCCUCAAGGACCCAAGAGAAGCGAGAGCAUCCCGGUGAGCAGCCCCAGCUCCCAUGGAGGUGCGGAGAAGGAGUCAGACGAUCAGGACACAGACGAUCUCUCCACGCCCGAGGUUUACUACACGCCCCAGCCCUCGCCGGGCAGACACAGCACGGGCAGUGAGAGCUGGUCCGAGAGCCCUGAGCUGGCGGCUGCUGGGGAUGCAGACUCUGCGGAUGUCCAGGUGGCGGAGGACCUGCUCCAGACCUUGGAGCCCCUGGUCCCUGAGGCUUCAAACCCCAGGAGGAUCUUCCUGGAUGCCAACCUGCGGGAAGGCUACUGCCCCUUGCUGCCCCACACCAUGCACUGCCUCCCGCUCUGGCCGGGCAUCUCCCUCGUGCUCCUGACCAAGGGCCCUACGACCCACGCGGCCGUCACCUUGCACCAGCUGCUGGAUGGGUUCUUGCUGCUGGAGAAGAAGCUGGAAGAGGGGCAGGAGGUGGGAGCCCCCCGCAGCUUUCCCUUCCUGGCCGAGCUGCGGCAGCGCAUGGACAAGUUUGUGAAGAAGCUGAGCGGGCAGGACGUCCAGUUGCAGAACGCCUGGGUGGAGUUCAAGAACAAGAUAUUCUCCCGCAGCGAGCCUGGGAGCAGCCUGGAGCUGCUGCAGGCUCUGGGCACGGUGAAGCGGCAGCUCUGCUCCGUGUACCGCCAGCUCUUCCUCAGCUCUGCCAGCCCGAGCCUGUCGCAGGGCCUGCGGGACCGUGCCCAGAAGCUGAUGAGGGAGAAGCUGCUGGACUGGCGGGACUUCCUGCUGGUGAAGAGCAGGCGCAACAUCACCAUGGUGUCGUACCUGGAGGACUUCCCUGGCCUGGUGCACUUCAUCUACGUCGACCGCACGGCUGGGCAGAUGAUGGCUCCGUCGCUCAGCGUGGCGGAGAAGUCCAGCUCGGAGCUGGGCAAGGGGCCUCUGGCCGAGUUCGUCAAGAGCAAGGUCUGGUCCCUGGUCGCGCUGGCCCGGCGGUACCUGCAGAAGGGCUACACGACUCUGAUGCUGCAGGACGGCGACUACUGCUGCUCCUACUUCCUCUGGUUCGAGAACGAGCUGGGCUACAAGCUGGAGGUGAUGGAGGUGCCCGUCCUCUCCGACGACUCUGCUCCCAUCGGGAUGCUGGCAGGAGACUACUACAGGAAGCUGCUGCGCUACUACAGCAAGAACCACCAGGCAGAGGUGGUGAAGUGCUACGAGCUGCUGACCGUGCACCUGGGCAUCAUCCCCUCCGAGCUGGUGGUCCAGCAGGCCUGCGACUUGGCCCGGCGCCUCUGGGAGCCUUCCCGCAUCCCCCUGCUCUGAGCCGCCCCCGGGGCCGGCAUUAAAGCAGGGUGCGGAUGUC